AGGAGAUCUGAGAAGUAGACCUCUGUAAACACAUGCUUUGGCCAAGACUAGUUCUUGCGUCUCCUGCUCCGUCAGCGUCACCUAUCCAAGGAUAUGCCUUCAAGCCUCCACCUCGGCCGGACUUCGGCACCUCCGGGAGAACAAUCAAACUACAGGCCAAUUUCUUUGAAAUGGACAUCCCCAAAAUUGACAUCUAUCACUACGAAUUGGACAUCAAACCAGAGAAAUGCCCAAGGAGAGUGAACAGGGAAAUAGUGGAGCACAUGGUCCAGCACUUUAAGACCCAGAUCUUCGGGGACCGGAAGCCAGUGUUUGAUGGAAGGAAGAAUCUGUACACUGCCAUGCCCCUUCCAAUCGGCAGGGACAAGGUGGAACUGGAGGUCACGCUGCCAGGAGAAGGCAAAGACCGUAUCUUCAAGGUGUCCAUCAAGUGGGUGUCAUGUGUGAGCCUGCAGGCGCUACAUGAUGCACUUUCGGGGCGGCUUCCCAGCGUCCCUUUUGAGACGAUCCAGGCCCUGGACGUUGUCAUGAGGCACUUGCCAUCCAUGAGGUAUACCCCUGUUGGCCGCUCCUUCUUCACUGCAUCUGAAGGCUGUUCCAACCCCCUGGGCGGGGGACGAGAAGUAUGGUUUGGCUUCCACCAGUCUGUCCGACCUUCUCUUUGGAAAAUGAUGCUGAAUAUUGACGUAUCAGCCACAGCGUUUUAUAAGGCACAGCCUGUGAUCGAGUUCGUCUGUGAAGUUUUGGAUUUUAAAAGUAUUGAAGAGCAACAAAAACCUCUGACAGAUUCCCAAAGGGUAAAGUUUACCAAAGAAAUUAAAGGUCUAAAGGUGGAGAUAACGCACUGUGGUCAGAUGAAGAGAAAGUACCGUGUCUGCAAUGUGACCCGUCGGCCUGCCAGUCACCAAACGUUCCCGCUGCAGCAGGAGAGUGGGCAGACAGUGGAGUGUACAGUGGCCCAGUACUUCAAAGACAGGCACAAACUGGUUCUGCGCUACCCCCACCUCCCGUGUUUACAAGUUGGACAGGAGCAGAAACACACCUACCUUCCCUUGGAGGUCUGUAACAUAGUGGCUGGACAGAGAUGUAUAAAAAAAUUAACAGACAAUCAGACCUCAACCAUGAUCAGAGCCACUGCCAGGUCGGCACCCGAUCGGCAAGAGGAGAUCAGCAAAUUGAUGCGAAGUGCGAGUUUCAAUACAGACCCGUAUGUUCGCGAAUUUGGAAUCAUGGUCAAAGAUGAGAUGACAGAUGUGACGGGACGGGUUCUGCAGCCUCCCUCCAUCCUCUACGGGGGCAGGAACAAAGCGAUUGCCACCCCUGUCCAAGGUGUGUGGGACAUGAGAAACAAGCAGUUCCACACAGGCAUCGAGAUAAAGGUGUGGGCCAUCGCCUGCUUCGCACCCCAGCGCCAGUGCACUGAAGUCCACCUGAAGUCCUUCACAGAGCAACUGAGGAAGAUCUCGAGAGAUGCUGGGAUGCCCAUCCAGGGUCAGCCCUGCUUCUGUAAAUAUGCCCAGGGGGCAGACAGUGUGGAGCCCAUGUUCCGGCAUCUGAAGAAUACCUACGCUGGUCUUCAGCUGGUGGUUGUCAUCCUACCUGGCAAGACUCCUGUGUAUGCUGAGGUCAAGCGUGUGGGAGACACGGUGCUGGGGAUGGCCACACAGUGCGUGCAGAUGAAGAACGUGCAGAGGACCACGCCACAGACCCUGUCCAAUCUCUGCUUAAAAAUCAACGUCAAACUGGGAGGCGUCAACAACAUCCUGCUGCCACAGGGCAGGCCUCCAGUGUUCCAGCAACCUGUCAUCUUCCUGGGAGCCGAUGUCACCCACCCGCCAGCUGGGGAUGGAAAGAAGCCUUCGAUCGCUGCCGUUGUGGGCAGCAUGGACGCACACCCCAACCGCUACUGCGCCACCGUGCGUGUACAGCAGCAUCGACAGGAGAUCAUCCAGGACCUGGCUGCCAUGGUGCGGGAGCUGCUCAUUCAGUUCUAUAAAUCGACACGCUUCAAGCCCACUCGCAUCAUCUUCUACAGAGAUGGUGUCUCUGAAGGCCAGUUCCAGCAGGUCCUCCAUCACGAGCUGCUGGCCAUCCGAGAGGCCUGCAUCAAGCUGGAGAAGGACUAUCAGCCAGGGAUCACGUUCAUCGUGGUGCAGAAGCGCCACCACACACGCCUCUUCUGCACAGAUAAGAAUGAGCGGGUUGGGAAGAGUGGGAACAUUCCAGCAGGCACAACCGUAGACACGAAAAUCACCCAUCCGACUGAAUUUGACUUCUACCUGUGCAGUCAUGCCGGCAUCCAGGGGACAAGCCGUCCUUCUCACUACCACGUGCUUUGGGAUGACAAUCGUUUCUCAUCAGAUGAGCUGCAGAUUCUGACCUACCAGCUGUGUCACACCUACGUGCGCUGCACACGCUCUGUGUCCAUACCGGCACCAGCCUACUACGCUCACCUGGUGGCCUUCCGCGCCAGAUACCACCUGGUGGAUAAAGAACAUGACAGCGCUGAAGGAAGCCAUACUUCUGGGCAGAGCAACGGGCGAGAUCACCAAGCGCUGGCCAAAGCGGUCCAGGUCCACCAGGACACACUGCGCACCAUGUACUUUGCUUGACAUGUUGUAGUGUUUAGCGAUUGUGUACCAAGUUGGAUUCACACGAGACCAGCUACACUCAGACCAACAGAUGCCCAGCCCUUCCGUGACAGCCAGCAUCAAACAUGAGACGUCUUUGGUUUUAUUAGAUCCUCCAUUUUCCAGAAUGCCUUCCGUCCCAGAUUUCAAACUUGGAUUUUGAGCUGCAGGCCUGUAUGAGACCCCAUUGUAGGAAACGUGGUUUGCCAAAACCUAUAAGCUGCUCACCGAAAGAGUCCGUGUUUCCUAAAAACAAAACAACAACAAAAUGUCCUCAAACCAGUCUAUGAACUCUCAGGGCUUUAAAACAUUUUUAAUUUAUUUGGUCAUUCGAUUUACUCGUUUUUAACACCUGAUUCUCAAUGAAAUCGCUGGGCUCUAACUAGCUGUGAAGGCUCUGAGCGUGAAAGCAACACCAUCACCAUUGGGGUUUUAAAGCCUGACCCUAAGAAGUUGUCACUAAUGUUGUUCUAGGGGUGCCACGUGCUCUGCAGCCCCAGGGCAGAUGGCUGCUUGGUAUCCAUGAUGUCUCUCGCCUGCCACUGCCUGCCCUCGAGGCCUGAACGAAGGCGUAGUCGCAGAGAGGACAGUCACGUGUGUUUGCAGCAGUGACGGGUCCGAGAGAUUGGCAGACAAGUGCCAUUUUGAUAAAAAUUUAUUUAAAAAGAGAAAAAAAGACAAUAUACUGACAGUCUAAUCAUAAGAUUUGUCCUGUAGGACUGUGACAUUUAUUUUCCAAAGUUUCUAAAGAAUACGGGUCUGUGGUGGUAAAUACAGUACAAUCCUUUUUCACUGUUAUGUCUUUAAUGUAAGAGAAGAAUAUAUAUAUCUGGUUUGCAGUA
This is a messenger RNA of Microtus ochrogaster (prairie vole), 3472 nucleotides long. RefSeq names its product argonaute 2, RISC catalytic component (gene Ago2). Gene Ontology annotation, biological process: regulation of DNA-templated transcription; regulatory ncRNA-mediated gene silencing. The record is from RefSeq and is a predicted model, not a curated record. Gene Ontology annotation, molecular function: endoribonuclease activity, cleaving siRNA-paired mRNA; RNA binding; protein binding. Bases 33 to 2612 code for a protein of 859 amino acids. Gene Ontology annotation, cellular component: RISC complex. Lineage: Eukaryota; Metazoa; Chordata; Mammalia; Rodentia; Cricetidae. The transcript has 19 exons.